AUGUCUAACAUUAAUGGUGUACAUGGACAAAACGGUGCGAGUGGAUUGGUCGGUGGUGCUGGACAGUGCGGAGGUGAUACAAAUGAAGCUUACGGUAUCGGUGGAAAUGGUGGUCGUGGAGGGAGUGGACUGUGGAGUGGCGGUGAUGGGGGAAAUGGAGGGGAUGCUAGUGGAAUGAAUGGAGUGGGGGGAAAUGGUGGUGAUGGUGGAAAUGCUGGAAUGAUGCAGUGGAUAUCGAGAUUCAUGACUAGGGACGCUUGGACGGGCGACGGGGGAAAUGGUGGCAACGGUGGAAGCAGCAUGUUUGGCAAAGGCGGCAACGGGGGACGUGGAGGCUGGG
Messenger RNA from Mesorhabditis belari, 340 nucleotides. Lineage: Eukaryota; Metazoa; Nematoda; Chromadorea; Rhabditida; Rhabditidae. The record is from the annotation of a GenBank genome assembly.